UUUGUUGUGGAGGGGGAUUAAGCCUGCUGAUACUGAGUUUCUGUCGCCGGCGACAUUUGGCGCGGAAACUUAAAUGUCGAUGUAUAACCCGUCGAUUGUUCUCAAAAGAUUUUACAAGAUGUCAGCACCUGACAAUUCACCUGAAAGCAUCGCAGGUGCGCAGGUAAAUUCGCCUGUGCAGUUGCCAUGGUGACAGAUUGAAAACGAUGAAAUCAAUUAAUCGAAUCAGAACAAAACAUUGCAACAAAAUAUAAGAUGAGUUAGAACUAUUGUUUACAUUUCUCCUCGUAUUUGUGAAGAUAAAAAAAUACCAUCAAAGACUGAUUUUAAUCCCACGUUUGAUCAUGGACUGGAGAAACGACAUUGAAUCAACCACAAAAAAGAAUUAUUUGCAGCAGCUGAUACCAAGAUUAGGGAGACGGGCAGCUCAUAACAUCAACCAGGAUGAUGGCAGGUUUGAGGAUGAGAGUUUAGACAGUCCCAGCACAGGCGUGUCUUCCGCAGCUUCUGGGAAAAGCAUUCAGGUUCCCGUAGCACCUCCGAGGACCCGAAAAACUGGAUGGGGCGAUGAGUUGAAGAGUGCUAAAGGGCGAACGAACCAAAUUCUGGAACAGGGAAAAUUGCGAAAAUCGAAUGCUGAAGAAUCAAUCGACGACAUCCCGAUACUCCCCGAUGCAGAGGAUUUCGUUGAGGAGAAUUUAUUGUCUGAAUCAUCUGCUCACUCGGGGAUGAAUCGGGUCACAACUUACCAAGAAUUGGACACUGAUCUUAUUAAAAAUGCCUCCUUCGCAUUUUUGGAUGAUGUGAACCUCUCCCUCCUGACGGAGAAGCUGUAUCCUGAAAAACUAGUACAAGAGUCCGACGAAGUCUGGAACUGGGAGUCGACAUUCAUUCAAGUGUCUUCCGAGCUGAACAGUGAAGCCCAGAAGAAGAGCGAAACCUGAAUGAUACUUGUUGCACUCAGUGAAAUUUACUGAAUGAUUUUGUGGCUUCAUAUCUUUCUUAUCGUCGGUUUACAUGUUGAAUAAAAAACAUUUAAUGCUCAAUAUUUGGAUUA
This is a messenger RNA of Diachasmimorpha longicaudata, 1057 nucleotides long. It is a transcript of the gene IFT43, whose product is annotated as intraflagellar transport protein 43 homolog. The transcript is spliced from 6 exons. The coding region runs from base 345 to 944 and encodes 199 amino acids. Gene Ontology annotation, cellular component: cilium; intraciliary transport particle A. Gene Ontology annotation, biological process: intraciliary retrograde transport. Lineage: Eukaryota; Metazoa; Arthropoda; Insecta; Hymenoptera; Braconidae. The record is from RefSeq and is a predicted model, not a curated record.